Rangifer tarandus platyrhynchus (Svalbard reindeer) is the source of this 912-nucleotide messenger RNA. The record is from the annotation of a GenBank genome assembly. NCBI's taxonomy places the organism in Eukaryota, Metazoa, Chordata, Mammalia, Artiodactyla, Cervidae.
AUGGGCCCGGGCUCGGUGCGGGCGCGCUACCUCGUGUACUUCCAGUACUUGGGAACGGACUUUAACGGGGUCGCGGCCGUCAGGGGCGUCCAGCGCGCUGUCGGAGUCCAGAACUACCUGGAGGAGGCCGCAGAGCGGCUGAACUCGGUGGUACCGGUAAAGUUCACCAUUUCCAGCCGCACGGAUGCUGGGGUCCACGCUUUAAGCAACGCGGCGCACCUGGACAUCCAGCGCCGCUCAGACCGGCCACCCUUCUCCCCUGAGGUCCUGACGGAAGCCCUCAACACCCACCUGAAGCACCCUGCGAUCAGAGUACUACAGGCCUUCCGUGUACCCAGCCACUUCCAUGCCCGCCAUGCCGCCAUAUCCAGGACCUACCUAUACCGCCUAGCUACUGGCUGCCCCAGGCCUGACAAGCUGCCUGUAUUUGAACGAAACCGGUGCUGGGCGCUUCAGGCAGACUGCUUGGAUGUGGCUGCCAUGCAGGAAGCCGCCCAGCACUUCCUGGGGACACAUGACUUCAGUGCCUUCCAGUCAGCCGGCAGCCCAGCCGCCAGCCCAGUGCGCACCUUGCGCCGGGCCUCUGUGUCCCCCGACCCCACCAGCCCCUUUGUCCUCCCCGAGGAAAGCAGGCGGUUGCAGUUCUGGAGCCUGGAGUUUGAGAGCCAGUCCUUCCUGUACAAACAGGUGCGGAGGAUGACUGCUGUACUUGUAGCCGUGGGGCUGGGGGCUUUGAUGCCUGCUCAGGUGAAAGCCAUUCUGGACAGCCGGGACCCCCUGGGGAAACACCAGAGCCGUGUGGCCCCUGCCCACGGCUUGUUCCUGAAGUCAGUGCUCUACGAAGGCCUUGGUCCCACCUCGAUGCAGCCUCCUUGCAUGCCCUCAGAGACCCAGUACAGAAGUCAGAGGUGA